Molecule: messenger RNA, 5503 nt
Organism: Columba livia (rock pigeon)
Lineage: Eukaryota; Metazoa; Chordata; Aves; Columbiformes; Columbidae
Gene: ZNF512B
Product: zinc finger protein 512B
Exons: 17
Coding region: 220-2529 (769 amino acids)
Molecular function (GO): zinc ion binding
Source: RefSeq, a predicted model, not a curated record
GCGGGGCGGGCCGGGCGGGGCGGGGAGCGCGCAUGAGCCGCGGCGGCGGCGGCGGGCGAGCGGGAGCGCGGCAGCGGAGCGCGGCGCCGCCGCGGGUGUGGGCGCGCCGGGGAGCCCCGCACGGCGGCCCGCAGCCGGGGGCGGCGGGCGGCACCGCCUGGCCGGCCGGGGGGCGCCCGGCCCUGCGCGCCCCGCACCGCGGCCCGCCGCCGCCGAGAGAUGGCGGAUCCCUAUACCUGUAAAGGUGGAAGGAAAACUGCCGGCUCCAACAAACCCGCUGCCAGCAAAGAAAGCAGGACGGAGACGAGGAUAAACCCACCCGCAGAGCUGCCCAAGCUAGGAAAUGCAACCAGUGACAAAACUGAAGGCAGGAAGAAAGGAAGACCCAAGGCUGAGAACCAGGCGCUGAAAGACAUCCCUCUGCCCCUGAUGAACCAGUGGAAGGACGAAUUCAAAGCCCACUCCAGGGUGAAAUGUCCCAAUUCAGGUUGCUGGCUGGAGUUCCCCAGCAUUUAUGGCUUGAAGUACCACUAUCAGCGCUGCCAAGGGGGUGCAAUCUCAGAGAAGCUGACCUAUUCGUGUUCGUACUGUGAAGCCGCCUUCACCUCCAAAACCCAGCUAGAAAAGCAUCGGCUCUGGAAUCACUUGGACCGGCCAGUGCCAGCCAGCAAAGCAGAAAACAAAGUGCCGAAGGCCAUUGGGAAGAGCAGCGGCAAGAAAAGAGCUGCUGAGAGUUCAGCUUGCCCCACCAUCCAUCCCAAACAGGCAAAGACGGAAAAAACCGUGGCCCGGGACCAUGCCGAGAAUGGCGAGUGCCUGACGGAGAGCCGGGAGAGCAAAGAGUUCCAGAUCGCAGCGGCUGAGGCGAUGGCAGCCGCCACCCCCACGGCCAAGUCCUCGAGCGGCAAGGACAUGGCGCAGCAGGGGGGCAGCCAGGCCUCGCUGCAGGAGGAAGACCCUGAGAGGAUGAAGCACAAGUCAGGAAGGAAACAGAAAACUCCUAAGAAGUUUACGGGGGAGCAGCCGUCCAUAUCGGGGACAUUUGGACUGAAAGGUCUCGUCAAAGCAGAGGACAAGGCAAAAGCCCAUCGAGCUAAGAAGCUGGAGGCAAACACCAACACGGAGGAGCUGAAAAAGAAACCUCUGGGAGCUGGUGUGAAGAAGGAAACGGUUGUGCAUCUGCCAGCAGCAAACCCUGAGGACCAGUGGCAGCGGGAGAUCAGUGAGAAGGGAGAAGUCUCCUGCCCAACCUGCAGCGUUAUCAGCAGAAAAACUGUUGUGGGGCUCAAAAAGCAUAUGGACGUCUGCCAGAAGCUGCAGGAUGCCUUGAAGUGUCAGCACUGCAAAAAGCAGUUCAAGUCCAAAGCUGGGCUGAAUUACCACACCAUGGCUGAACACGUCAGCAAGCCUGUUCCUGUGGAAACCACUGGACUUGGUGAACAGGAGGAGCGGGAAAGGCUGAGGAAGGUGCUAAAGCAGAUGGGAAAACUGAAAUGCCCCAAUGAGGGCUGCGUGGCCAACUUCUCCAGCCUGAUGGGCUACCAAUACCACCAGAAGCGCUGCGGGAAGCAGCUCCCCGAGGCUGACAAGCCCGUCUUCAGCUGUCCACACUGCGGCAAGAAGUACAAAUCCAAGGCCGGCCACGACUACCACGUGCGGUCAGAACAUGCGGCCCCGGUGAGCCCCCCGGCCACCCCUGCAGCCCCAGGAGCAGGGCCGCCCCCCCCCGGCAGUGACUGCAGAGCUGCGGAGCCGGUGGGCAGGACAGAGCCGAGCAAGCCUCCGGAGGAGCCAGAGGUGAAGCCGGAGCCUGGCCCUGUAGAAGAUUUUGAAAGGACCCCGAGCGGCCGCAUCCGUCGGACGUCGGCCCAAGUGGCCGUUUUCCACCUUCAGGAGAUAGCGGAGGACGAACUGGCCAGGGACUGGACCAAGCGGAGGAUGAAGGACGACCUGGUGCCUGAAACAAAGCGGCUCAAUUACACCCGACCAGGGCUUCCAAAGCUCAAUCCGAGGCUGCUGGAAAACUGGAAGAACGAAGUGAAGGAGAAGGGCCACAUCAACUGUCCCAACAACUGCUGUGAAGCCAUUUACUCCAGCGUCUCGGGGUUGAAAGCUCACCUGGCCAACUGCAACAAGGGGGACCACUCGGUGGGCAAGUACCGCUGCCUCCUGUGCCAGAAGGAGUUCAGCUCCGAAAGCGGCGUCAAGUACCACAUCAUCAAGGCUCACUCAGAGAACUGGUUCCGAACCUCUGCAGAGGCCAGCCGGAAAAAGAAAAGCAGGGAACAGCUUUCUUCCAGCAAAGAGGAGAAAAACAAAAGCACAAGCGGGAAGAAAAGAGGGAGGAAACCCAAGGAGAGGCCUCCAGAAGUGUCCCUGAAGGGCAGAGAGAGCGUGGCCGCAAAGACUAAUCACAAGAAAACGCUCGAGCACUGGGAAAGCUCCCGAGGCAGCCCCGACGAGGACGAGCGUGUCCCCAAACCCCCGAGCCAGCGGAAGGGGGGAGCCAGCAAGAUGCCCGAGAAAUGAGCAGCUCAGAGACUUGUCUCCGAGGAUUCGUUUACAGCCCAGGGUAACAGGGUGGGGGUCUCUCCCAGUUUUCUGUCCCCACCCCGUCCCAUCUCUCCCCCUCCACCCUCCACUCACCCCCUUUUUACAAAAAAAAAAAAAAAAGGAAAAAAAAGAGACAGAAAAUACCAAUUAAUUAACCACUUUAAACAAGUCAUGGACCUUGUUUCACACUGGAAAACAAACAGGAUCGAGCAAGCUGGGCCGUUCUCCACCCCCUGCCCAUGUACAUACCCCCUGCCCACCCCCCCCAACCCGUGACUCCCCUUGUCCCUCCCUGCGCCAAACUGGGGACGCUUGAGCAAAAGAAAAGUGCAAUAGCAGUGGGACCCCCUCGGAUGGGGCCUCCCUGCCCCCCGGCAGCACCCGGCGGGUCCAGCACCCACGUCCCUGCGCCCAGGGAGACGGUUCCAAAGAUGUUGGAGGGGGACGGCAGAGGGGGUCUGGUUGUGUUUUCCCCGCAGUCUUGGGCGGAGAGGGGCAAUAUUUUGGCUCUGUGGUGGUUGUGGCCGUGAUUUGUCUGGCAGCGCGAGGGACGAGCGAGGAACGGGGCUGGGGGCGGCUGCGAGAGGGGGGGCGGGAGCUGGGAGCACCCCUGGAAGUCAAUGGGAGAGGUGGGGGGGUCAUGUUGGAGGUUUAACAGAAAGUUGUGGGAAUGCCGGGAGGGCCAGGAGCAUCGCGGUGAGACCGCGGGGAGAUGGGGGAGCUGUGCCCUGCUGUUCAGGUUGGCUCUGCAAACAUAGCUGGAUGCUAUGGCAGCACCGCGGCGGCAGCGCCGUGGUGGCAUCAUCAUGGUGGUGUUGCUGCAGUGGCAGUGCCGGGGUCAGGCUGAGCAGGCAGCCGUGGCGCUGGCAGGAAGGGUGAUUCAGGGUCCCUGUCACUCUCCAUCCCAAAGGUGCCAGUUGUCCAGGAAGGACAAAUGAGGUUUCGGUCCCCCGGCUGCGGGAGAGGACAGCAGAGCAGCAUCAAGUGACAAUCACAGUCCAGCUUUUGGGCACGUUGCACCUGCUUUGUCCCUCCAGGCUGGGAGCCCGCCAUGUGCACCCAAGGCCCCGGCCAUCGUCCUGGGGAUGGGACCCCCCGCUGUGCCAGCCCUUCCUUGUUCCCCUUCCCUGGUUUCUCUGCAUGUCUGUACUAAAUCCAUCCUCACACCUCGCUCCGGCCGGAGGGAACCAUCCCCGGACCGGGAUGCGUCCCCAGACAAAAACCAGGCUACCUCGGUCCUUGGGAAACAGGCACAUUUUCUCUCAGUAACAGAAAAACGUAAUUUGAUUUAUUUUUCCCCUGUGCAGAGCUGGGAAGGUGGCGUCGAGGGGGCGAGGAGAAGCUUCUGCUUUUACUUUAAUCGAUUAAAACCUCAGCCCUCGGUUUCCUUCACUGCUCUUCACGCACCAGAGGCUCAGUAUUGUUUCCCUGCUCCAAGGAGCCGCUCACUGAUAAUUAACAUCGUUGCCCACGGGCAGGUCGUUACGAUGCAGGGGGGUAUGGCCAUGGCUGAAGCUGGGGCAGCUUCUCGGUGGGAGCCAAUGCUGUGGCCACCACCUGCAUCACCCGCGAGCAGGACACGUGUCUGUGGGCAAGGGAACCUGCCCGAGUGCUGCAAUUAAUGAGAAAGCUUAAUUAGCCACUGCAGCUCAGCCGGUUUGCCGCUUGCGCUUCAUCCGAUCUUUGUUUUGAUGGUGUUGGGGGUACCGGUGCUGCCUCCCCAUCAGGAACCGUGGGACCCGCGCUCCCCGAGCCGUUUCGGUCUUUGUCACGAUGGGGACACCCUCGGGGGUCGGGAAAGGGGAGGCAGGCAGAGCUGGGGACCUGGCGCAGGGUUUGGCACUGACAUCUCUGCGGAGGGGCAGAGGGAGCCGCUGGAUCCCAAAAUCUCACCCCACCGUGGGGGAAAGGCCUCGGCAAAGCUCCCAGCCCAGGGAGGGGGGACCCAGGUGGCCCUGGCUGCUGUUUUGGAUGUUAAUUGGCUUCUCAUUGAUUAAAUUAACAGGCAGCUCUGUGUGGGGGUGAGCACCGGUGCAGGACCUUGGCCAGGAGCUGCUCGGGGAGGGGAGACCUGGGGAAGGGCAGUUUUGGGGGGGUCUGGGUUGAACCCCAUCCUGCUGCCUCAGUAACAAAUGUUCCCAAAUGAGCGAGGGGCUGGAGCGGGGACAGCCGUGGUGGCCUCGCGAGGGUGACACCGUCCCAGAGGGGACUCUGAGGACAGUCUGGGGUCUCGGGGCGGGCGAUGGGCUCAGGGUGGUGGGGAUGGCGGUCCCAGUGCUGGGACUGUCCCUGUCACCCCCACCGCUGGAAGAGCUCGUGACAGCAGCGCCUCAGCAUCCUGUCCCCUUCUGUCCCCUCACCCCCGGGGUUUGGAGACACUCGGGUCCGGCAGCGCGGGCAGGAACUCCCCACGGUGACCGCGGUGUGCUGGUGAGGCUGGCUGUGCUGCGCUGGCUGUCACCAUCACUGUCACCGUCACUGUCGCCGAUGGAGCUGCCCCAUCCCAGAGCGUCACCCGCGAACGUUGGGAGCGUUUUGUUCUUUUCUUUCUCUCCUGGUGCCACCCAUCCCACGGCAUAUCUGAAUGUUUCUCGUCAAUGCCAGUUAUUAGUGCAUAAGUGUAUUUUGGGGAAAAAAAGAAAACGGAAAAAAAAAUUUAAAAAAAAGAAUUUUCAAUUUAUCACUUGUAACCAUAUAUAUAAAUAUAUAAAUAUAUAUAUUAAAAAGUGUUUAUUUGCAAAAAAUAAAAUUGUUUUAACAGUAAACUAUCUUAUAAUAAACUCCCGAUUUGUGACGAUCUGUUCUUUUUGUUAAUCAUUGACAAAUCCUCAGUUGGAGAGUACUGUAACAGCAGCUCUGAACAGCCGAGCGCCGCGGAGGGGUAACUCGAUGUACUGUAUGUAUGGAAAACAGCUGUAUCGAAUAAAUGUUUAUUGAUUUUUUAUUAUUA